CACAAGAGAGAGCGCUCCCAUAAAAGGGCUGAGCACUCUGCUCCCUUCGCUGGACGUGUGGAGAGCAAGGGGGGGACCAUGGACUUCAUCAGCAUUCAGCAGUUGGUAAGUGGAGAAAGAGCUGAUAGGAAAGUGUUGGAGUUUGGACAUAGAGUUCCUGAUCCUGGAGGCUGGCCUAGGGACUGGAGGCUGGGACCCCAAGAGGCCAUGGCCCGGGAGAAACUGAAGUUGGAGGAAGAGAAGAAAAAGAAGCUGGAAAGAUUUAACAGCUCCAGACUGACUCUGGACAAUAUGAAAGACUUGGAAAACUUGCUUCAAAGACGAAGAGAAAAGCGACUGAGACACAAAGUCCCCCCCAGGGAACCUGAGCCUGUGGUUGAGCCGCAGCCCCAGGUCCCACUGGAGCCAGUGGACCUGGACACGUUCCUGAAGGCAGCUGCCGAGAACCAGGAAGCCCUGAUUGACAAGUACCUGACAGAUGGAGGGGACCCCAAUGCCCAUGACAAGCUCCACCGCACAGCUUUGCACUGGGCCUGUCUGAAGGGCCACAGACAGCUGGUCAACAAGCUGCUGGCGGCAGGGGCUGCUAUAGAGGCACAGGACUUGCUGGACAGGACGCCUGUAUUCUGGGCCUGCCGUGGAGGACACCUGGACAUUCUCAAGCUGCUGCUUAACCAGGGAGCUCGGGUCAAUGCACAGGACAAGAUCUGGAGCACCCCUCUCCAUGUAGCAGUGCGCACGGGCCACACUGACUGCCUGGAGCACCUCAUUGAGUGUGGCGCCCACAUCAAUGCACAGGAUAAGGAAGGGGACACAGCACUCCAUGAGGCUGUGCGCUAUGGGCACCACAAAGCUACAAAGCUGCUGCUGCUCUAUGGAGCCAAGUUGGGCAUGAAGAAUGUGGCCUCCCUGACACCAGUGCAGCUGGCACGAGACUGGCAGCGGGGUCUCCGAGAAGCACUACAGGCCCAUGUGGGGCACCCCCGUACCCGGUGCUGAUGACUUUGACCUGUGGGUCACUCCUAACUACCAUUCCACACCCACUUUCCCACCCACCUCUAAGUGGUUCUUGGCUCCAGUCCCUGAUUCCGCUGGCUUUGCUUCUUUGCCUGAGGCAGCAGGUAGAACAGGCCCCCUGGGUUUCAGUGAGGGAGACUGUGUUCCCUGUCACGGCUGGAGCAGAACCAUAAACAAGAAGUGGAUCCAGACAAGGGCCAAGGCCAGAGCAGGAAGUGAACAGACUGGCACUACCCACAGCUGGGUCUAGGCCUCUGUCUACCAAUCCUUAGAUCAGGAGACUGGCCUUGGCCUGUUCUGUAGAGAUUCUAUGUGGCCAGCAGCUGCAGGGUACAAGAGAAGAAACAGGCUACCUAAGUGCCAGGCAUUGGUGCAGCUCACGCUGUCCUUUAGGUGGAGUUUCUCCAGGGACUCCACUCCUAUCAGCAGCAACCCUGAGAGCAUGUGGAGUAGUUCUAGGCGCCUCUCAUCUCCAGACUCUGGGGGUGGUUCUGGCAGGCUGAGGGGCAUGACAACAGGAUCGCAGCCCCUCGGAUGUCAGUACCUACCAGGUUGCCCCAGAAGCUGGAGACUGGUGGACUGGAACCAGUGUGCACUCUGGGAAAGCUCCACCUAAAGGGCAGCUCUGCUUGUCUUAUGUGGGUAGGGUGCCAGGUGCUGGGGAUUGCUUGUGGCCCACUCAACUUUUGGGGCGGAGGCCCGCAGCCCUAGCUUACCUGAGGCUCUAUUGCCCCCUGGAACUGGGGAAAGCACCUGGACUAAGCUCUGUGCCCUGCACACUGAGUCGAGCACCUUGCUGUAGGACACAGUCACAGACCCAUGCCAGCUGGUAGUGUAAUGAGGACUUCACGCAGGCACAUGCUCCUUCCCCUUCCAGCUGUUUCCAGUUCACUGGUGUACUUGUACUACUGGCAGGGCUGGCCCCUAAUAUGCCAGAAAGUUGACGCUGGGCCCUCCACUGAGGCCAGAGGCUGAACAAAGGGCUAAAAGGUGAAGGCUUUGCCUCCCUCACACAGCUCUGAGCUGACGUUCAUUUUGGCAGCCUCUCUGCCCGUUACUAUGUGAAAGACUAGUGCUCCCUCCUAAAGGCACAAACCUUUCUGUGGGCAGGCCCUGCCCUGAUGUGACACAGUGGGCACCUAGACAACCUGUGCCAUGGGCAAGACAGACAUUCAAGACUGCUCAAUAUGACGACCCCUCAGAAAUGAGGACACUUACAUGACACACAAAGCUACCUUUCAUACAGGACACUGUUUUCUCAUUAAACUGACUAUCCACCGCAGCCGAGUUGUCUUAUGGGCACCGGGAGGAGGCGGUGCAUCGGGCUACAUGAAAAACCAAACCAAAGGCCUUGUCAUCCUCCACUACAGAGAUCAGUGCAUCACUCAUGUCACCAAAUGCAAGGCAUGCCUUACACAUAUCAGGGAGCGGGAGGAGAGGGUCCUGGCACUUGGCUCUCAUGUUCUGGACCCACAGUUUUUAAAAGUCCUGAUGUCUGCUGAGUAUGAUGGCACAUACCUUUAAUCUUGGCACUUAGGAGGCAGACCUAUCUCUGAGUCCAAGGCCAAUCUGAUCAACAUAUUGAGUUCCAGACCAGCCAGGGUUACAGUGAGACCUUUUCUGAAAAUCCUAAUGUCUAAUGUUACUAGGUCAGAAGCCCUGGAAGGAGGAUCCAAGUAUUAGUUGAGGACAUGGCUAUCUACAAAUACUAGCAAAUUGUAAGGACGUCUAGGUAGGUGAUGGGUGAUAAAUACCUACCUUAAUAUUAAUAGUCCAAGACCUCAUGAUACAAUAUAAACAAAAAUCUGUUUCUCCCUAAUACCAAUGAACAUUAUGGAUACAAAAAAAAACAUAGUACAUAUUUACUAUACAUACAUACAUAGUUUAAACCUUAAAAAAAAAAGUAAACUGCCGAAGCCUACAAAUGAAAAUGUUGACAUAGACAUACCAUGUUCAUGGACUAGAAGGCACAACAUGAAAAGAUGUCACGUUGACAACAUACAGGCUUAACACAGUUCUUACCAAAAUCCAAGAAAGAUGUAAACAAGAUUAUCUACACUUUGUAAGAAAAUGUAUACCCUAAGCAAUUUUGAGCCAUACAUGGUAGCUCCUGCCAGUAAUCCCAGCACUUGGAAGGCCUCAGGAGGAUUGCUUUGUGUUGCAGCUUAGAUUCAACACAGUGUGAGACAAGGCACACAGCACAGGCAAUGCAUUGAGACUAUAUAUGAAAAAACACCCAAAUUCUGAAAAGUAAAAGAAGGUAACCAUGAUGUUCCAUGGUUAUAAAUCUAGCACGUGGUAGGCUGAGGCAGGGGGACUGUGAAGUCAGUUUGGCCCACAGACUGAGACACCCCCACCCCUUGGGGGGUGUUGUUAAAAUAGGUUUCUUCUUGGAAUUCAUCCUGUAGACCAGGCUGGCCUUGAACUCAAAGAACCACCUGCCUCUGAGUGCUAGGAUUAAAGGCACACCAUCACACCCAGCCUGGGACCCUAAGAGAAAAUUAAUGGGGGGAAAAGGGAAAAGUGGGUCCAACUUCAGUGAUCCUGAGUAUAAUGGAUGAUAUAUCCACCCUAAGGUGAUGUAGUAGACAACUCAGAAACAGUCCAUCGUUCCCCCCCCCCCCCACAAAUACAUCCAACAGAGGGAGAGAUGCCUUUUCAACAAAAGGACAUCCUUAGGAAUGGGGUGGGGGGAACCAGA
This is a messenger RNA of Microtus ochrogaster (prairie vole), 3718 nucleotides long. It is a transcript of the gene Ankrd23, whose product is annotated as ankyrin repeat domain 23. Gene Ontology annotation, cellular component: nucleus. NCBI's taxonomy places the organism in Eukaryota, Metazoa, Chordata, Mammalia, Rodentia, Cricetidae. Gene Ontology annotation, molecular function: protein binding; transcription cis-regulatory region binding. The record is from RefSeq and is a predicted model, not a curated record. Gene Ontology annotation, biological process: positive regulation of transcription by RNA polymerase II.